This is a messenger RNA of Salvia splendens (bonfire salvia), 2181 nucleotides long. RefSeq names its product protein indeterminate-domain 11-like. Bases 754 to 2112 code for a protein of 452 amino acids. The transcript has 3 exons. The record is from RefSeq and is a predicted model, not a curated record. Lineage: Eukaryota; Viridiplantae; Streptophyta; Magnoliopsida; Lamiales; Lamiaceae. Gene Ontology annotation, molecular function: DNA-binding transcription factor activity. Gene Ontology annotation, cellular component: nucleus.
GUUAGCCGUGUAUUUUUUUGAGGUGAUCCUUUCUUUCUCAUCCACACCAUCUCUGUGUUUUCUCUCUCAUAAAAACACACACAAAAAGAGAGUUUGUAGAAGAAGAAGACCCUCUCUCUCUCUCUCUCUCUCUCUCUCUCUCUCUCUCUCUCUCUCUUCUUUUGUUCUUAUUACAUGCAUGCCUAUAAUUGGAUUUUCUUGAUUUUAGCAAGAAAUCAAAAACAAGAAAAACCCCAUUGCCAAACCUUCAACCAAAAAGUUGUCUGGUGGGGUGAAGCCAAACAUGAAGAAGAAGCCAUAAUCAAGGCAAGAGGCAGUUUUGAAGCUUUGUGAGAGAGAAAGUUUCAAUCUUUCAAGCAAGAACCCCAAAAGAGAGGCUUAAAAACACUCACUUUGUCCAAAUUUUUUUCACCUACUUUAAUUUAGCCUUUCUCAACUAGGUCAGUGUAUUUUUUUGUCUUCAGAUCUAAAAAAUUCCUGUCUUAUUCCCAACAACAACAACUUAGUUAAAGAUCUAUGUCCUCAUCCCACUUCCCAUGAUGCAAGAUUAAUUUUUUUUCUCUCUCAUCACCAAAAAAAAAUCCCAGCUGCCACCGUUGAAAAACCAUGAUGAAAACCUCAGCCACCCAAGACUGGUAGGAAAAAAAAAAAAAAAAAAAAAAAAAAAAAAAAACCUCAGCCACCCAAGAAGAGAACAUCUCCAACCUCACCACCGCCUCCACCGACGCCAGCGCCUCCUCCACCGGCGGCGAAAUGUACCCUCCGCCGUAUUUCCCAGCACAAACCACCCCACCUCCGCCGCCAAAGAAAAAGAGAAGCCAACCAGGCCAUCCAGACCCUGGUUCAGAAGUGAUAUCUCUCUCUCCGAGAACUCUCAUGGCGACGAACAGAUUCGUGUGUGAAAUCUGCAGCAAAGGGUUUCAGAGGGACCAGAAUCUGCAGCUGCAUCGAAGAGGGCACAAUCUGCCAUGGAAGCUGAAGCAGAGAAGCAGCAAAGAUGUGAUGAGGAAAAAGGUUUAUGUCUGCCCCGAGACAAGCUGCGUCCACCACGAUCCAUCGAGGGCUUUGGGAGAUCUCACAGGAAUCAAGAAACACUUUUUUAGAAAACAUGGUGAGAAGAAAUGGAAAUGUGAGAAGUGCUCAAAGAAGUAUGCUGUUCAAUCAGACUGGAAAGCUCACUCCAAAACAUGUGGCACUAGGGAAUACAGAUGUGACUGUGGCACCCUUUUUUCAAGGAGAGACAGCUUCAUCACACACAGAGCCUUCUGUGAUGCUCUAGCAGAAGAAAGUGCCAAAUCCAUCCCCACCACAAUCAUCCCAUCAAAUUCAUUCUCCCACCACAUAAAUCUCCAACAGAUUCAAUCCCAACUCCCAUUCCCAAUCAAGAAAGAGCACCAAACCUUUACCCUAAGGCCACCUUGGCUACCACCCCAAACCCAACCCUCCCUCUUCCAAGAUUUUCAAGAAAACCCCCAAAAUCACCACAACCCAAACCCUAACCCUAACACCACCAUGGUGCCCACCCCCUUCCACCCCCACCCCCACCACCUCCCACCUCCACACAUCUCAGCCACUGCAUUGCUGCAGAAAGCAACAGAGAUGGGCUCCAAAAGCAGCGGGGCCCACCACGCUGCUGGGGAGAAAACCCCAACAACAGCUGGUUUCGGCCUAAAGCUGGCCUCACGUGAUCACCACCAGUUCAUCAAUGGCUUGGCUCCAUUCAGCAACAAUAAAGCUGCUUCUCCUCUUUCUCCUCCUCCUAAUUCCCAUUCUAUGCUCCACGAGAUGAUGAUGAUCAGCGCCUCCGGAUUCGAUCAUCAAGAAUCAGCCUUUGAAGACGAAGAUCUGUCUUUUGCUGGGAUCUUGAACAACAACACCUCGUCGUCCUCUUCGUCGAGGAGGGUCGACGAAAGUUUGGAUUUUGAUGCGACCCUCAAUCAGUUCGGAGCCUCUAAUGGCGGAAACCACGACGAUGGGAUGACGAGGGAUUUUCUAGGGUUGAGGCCCUUGUCUCAGAGCGACAUUCUAAGCUUUGCAGGUUUGAGUAAUUGCAUCACUACUACUUCUUGUGGUGAGCAUCAAAGCCAAACUCAAAGAUCUUGGCAAGGUUAGGUUUUGGUGGGGUGAGAUAAGAUUAGAGUCUUGAACCUUGUUCAAUGUAUGUAUGGUUUCUUUAGUUUA